UAUGCACACCAGUGGGACUUUCACGGAUGUUUACAGUAAUGGGUCAGUUACUGGUGAAGCCAACAAUCCUUGAAGACCUAGAUGAGCAGAUGUACAUCAUCACUUUAGAGGAGGAAGCAAUUCAGAGGAAGCUUAACGGUGUAUCCUCCGUGGUGGAAUACCAGACGGCAGAGUUGGAACGGGAGCUUGAAAAAGUGAAAAGCAGGAAAAUGAAUCUAGAACGGCGGAAAAAAGCUUCUGCUUGGGAAAGGAAUUUAGUCUAUCCAGCUGUUAUGAUAUUGCUCCUUAUUGAGACAUCCAUCUCAGUCCUCUUAGUUGCUCUCAACAUUCUUUACCUGUUGGUUGAUGAAACUGCAAUGCCAAAGGGAUCAGGGGGGCCUGGAAUAGGAAAUGCUUCCCUGUCCACCUUCGGUUUUGUGGGAGCAGCGCUUGAAAUCAUUUUGAUUUUCUAUCUUAUGGUAUCCUCUGUCGUCGGCUUCUACAGUCUUCGUUUUUUUGAAAAUUUCACUCCCAGGAAGGAUGACACAACUAUGACAAAGAUCAUUGGGAACUGUGUCUCAAUCUUGGUGCUGAGUUCUGCUUUGCCAGUGAUGUCAAGGACGUUGGGAAUCACCAGAUUUGAUCUGCUUGGAGACUUCGGGAGGUUUAACUGGCUGGGAAACUUCUAUAUUGUGUUAUCGUACAACCUGCUCUUUGCUAUCAUGACAACGUUGUGUCUCGUCAGAAAAUUCACUUCUGCUGUACGAGAGGAGCUCCUGAAGGCAUUAGGAUUAGAUAAGCUUCAUCUAUCAAACAAUCCAAGAGACUCCGAGACAAAGCCGUCUGCGAAUGGGCAUCAGAAAACACUGUGAUUAACAAUCACCUGCCAUCAGCAGCGCUGAAAACAUC
Messenger RNA from Apaloderma vittatum (bar-tailed trogon), 888 nucleotides. RefSeq names its product limb development membrane protein 1 (gene LMBR1). Gene Ontology annotation, molecular function: transmembrane signaling receptor activity. NCBI's taxonomy places the organism in Eukaryota, Metazoa, Chordata, Aves, Trogoniformes, Trogonidae. Gene Ontology annotation, biological process: signal transduction. The annotation marks the transcript as partial. The record is from RefSeq and is a predicted model, not a curated record. The transcript is spliced from 10 exons.